AUGGCACCAAAACGGAACGCGAGAAGUGCUCUUCGAAGACCCUCGGGCCAGUCCUAUAAGCGCAAAGUCCCUCGCGUAGCGAGACUCGGACUUGUGUUACCUCGACCGCUAGGGCGAACAGUGACUACCCUGCAUCGAGAAAGCGGUAUUUCCAUUGCUGGUCCAAUUCAAGGCCAUCUGCGUCUCUCAACAGAUACACAUAUUCAGCCCGGCUACGCAGAGCCUCGCGAGACCCUUCCCCCGGAAAAUGUCGAGAAUACGCUCGCCGGCAGAGCACGUUAUGAACCCGGAAAUCAAACCGAGCAUCCGCCGACGUCUGCCCUUUGGCUUCCUGAUAUCGAUGUUCGCCCCUCGCCUCAGGACAUUGUGGGUAUCCUAGAGAGGAUCAAUGAUUAUUUCGAGCAAUGGAGUAGGAAUUCUACUGUUGAUUCCCGAGGCCCGGCGAACUUGUUGGAGGAUAUGACUGCCAUCACCGAUAGGCUUCAGACAAUCUCAGCCCUGUCUCAAGAGAACCUCGACACAUCACAAGUUGAACGUCAUCUUCGAAAACUUAAAGAAAAUUACUUACCCUUCGUAUCUCUCUGGAAAUCAUACACACAGUCAGAAUUGGUCCAAAAACUUGAUCAGUUGUACCUUUGCAUGCGCCGAUCACCGACAUCUAUCCAAGAACGAGUUUUCACGACGCUACUACUUGGGAUACAGUCUGUAGCAGCACACCCUGCUCUUCCGAGCUUCUUAGGAAGUGCCAGAGAGAACAUGCCCCCCCUACUAGACCCAGAAUUUGUUGUCAGCACCUUGCGCAGGUGUGCUUGGCUGCAAGAUGAAUUCCAGAACCUCACAUACAAAUCAGAAAGAAGGACCUUGUGGCUCCAUAUCUGGAGAUGUCUGAAGAAGGCGUUCGUCAGUUUUGACACCGGCGAUUUGUUGCACAUUACUGACCGACGAUGUCUGGAGGUUGAAUUCUUUGAAAAGCCCGGAGUAGCACGAGAAUUCAAGCGUCUACUCCGGCUACCGGACGCUGCCAACCCCAGGAGUAUUGAGAAUAUGGUGGGCAAGUAUUGUCGCUUCAUCGAUAGGUGCAGAGCAGACCCCAACGAGAGGUACUUUCACCUUCGUCGGUUGCAAGAGGACCCUUUGAGGGAGCAUGUCAUUUCAUCGCUCAGGAGAUUCACAGAGAGCAACAUUCUGGAUUCCAACACUUUUCCAAAGCUACACUUUGCGGUGGUUCGACUCAAUGCCAUCAACGGUGGUCCGGCGGUGGUCAGAAGAUGGAACGAUGGAGAAGGUGCCCAAGGGAGCCGGUUGACAUCAUUUUCCUCCACUGUCUCCCCCGCCACAAGCAGUUUAUCAGGGCGAGCAUGGCGACCGCCAAGCACAAACGGGGAAAAUGUGCAAAAGCAUACACCACAGCAUACACCACAGCCGGCCCCAGCAGACACUACAAGUGUAAUAGCAGAUGUUGGAAGCACAACGAUCGAUGCUAAGCAACCCGUCCCGGGUCAACGCGGCAGGAUACCAUCCGAGCUGUCAUUCCCGCAACCACGAGGAAUAAACCUCAUCAGUGAUUUUGACUAUGUCCAUUGUCCAUUUCCAGAGACGCGCGCCCAGGAAGUAGCGCAUAGCGAGCAGAUAACCCGGGAAUUGGCGACCCCUGGGAUAUAUUCGGAAGGACUGCGAGCUGAAUACCUCAUCAACAGACCUCCCGCUCAUGCUCGAGAUUCAUCCUCGCUCUUUGGAUCUCAGUACACUAGGAUGUUUGGACCCUUUGGCCGGCUAAGAACAUUCAUACGGCGCCUCCUUCCUGGACAAAGUAGACCUCUAUCGCCCGUCUCCCUUGUUGCUCGGAAGAACAGAGGUGGAAGAGGUGCAGAUGGUCAUCAGGCGGUGAUAGACCCAAACAGCCGCAUUCACAAGACGACCGCAGCACUAAAGUUACGAGGCGGAGGUGGUGGGACCCCAGCUCGUAGUCGUUCGCCUCAAAGAAAGACUUCGGUCGAUACCAACGUCAAUCGCUCACCAAGCUUUCGGGACCAGCAUAUCGCGAUGUUCAGGCAAAUGUAUUAUGCAAGACACAACUCCAUGACAAGUCUCAGUGAGGACGAGAUAUGGGAUCUCUUGGAACGAUCGGCGUUUCGGGUUGCAAAUGCCGUGGCUCUACACAAUCAGUCGGUACCUGUACCACGAUCUGGUGUCCCGGGGAAUGCGAAUGAAGAAGAUUUAUCUUCGCCCCGGGUGAAGUUUGAAUCAACCUCUCGUCACGUUCAGCACGCUGUACCUUCCCCUAGCGCAGAGCGCGGAUCCUCAAGGCGAUCAACGAGGGCCUCUACCCGUGAUGCGCAGGGUGAAGUGCCUCCUGUGGCAGCAACAGUUUCUUCCACCAUACCACAUUGGCAAGGCCCAACCCACAUGCCACGAUUGGAGGACCCUUUCUACAUACCGCCAGGAGCUCGUGUUCAGAUGCCACAGAUGCCAAGGUUGCAAGACCCUUUCUAUCUGCAUCAAGGGGUUGCUUUUCAGGCACCAAUAUUGCAAGACCCUUUUCACCCGCCCCAAGGAGGCCCUAUCCAGUUACCACCAUUGCAAGAGCAUUCAUACCCCCCAGGAGGUCAUGUACUCUCUCAUCAAACGACCUUGGCGGCUCCUCCCAAUUUUGACGACUUGCAUGGUACUCCAUCACGACAGUCGCAAGCCCAAACCCGCAAUCCUCUUAGUGAGAUGGCAGGAGGCCGAGGCCAGGACGGUCAUGACCUUAGGCCCAGAUCGGGCCGGCAACCCCUUGGUGAGCUCGUUGUCGAGGAUAACGAAAAUUUACAUGGCCCCGCAGCGCGAGGAAGUACUGAGAGUGACCCGAAUCUUCAUGGCUCAGUGACUAAUACGAAUCAAGAAAAUCCAACUUCUGUUCAUAUUCAUGUUGAUGGGCCAUGCCAUGAGUGUCCUCAAUUCCCGGGGCAAUACCAUCACUUCUGUCAAUGCUCAAUUCAACCUAACCGGGUACGUAUACCUUCUGAUGGGAGAGUUUCAUCAUCAAAUGAGAGUCGAUUCGGAUCACAGAGGGAAAGAGAGCCUGUAAUCGACGAUGAUGACGACGAUGAGGACGAACCACAGGGCGACCCGCAAGGCGAACUCGAGGACGAUGCCGAAGAUGAUCAGGACAUACAACAAGCUGAAAAUGAUGAUGAUACUGAAUCUGAGCAAGACAUUGACCAACGUGGUCCACAUCGAGCGGCUCGGGUUCUUCCUCACCCCAACGACGAAAGUCCCGUACAAAUUCUGGUUCCUCGGAACAGCCACUUCAGAAAUGUGCUUGGUGUUAUUGGCUCCGUGCAUCUGCCUGGGCUGACAAGAAUGCUCACAGUCAACACUGCGACGUCUAUGAGAUCUGCCGAAGCAAGAGCCUCAAUCCGCGAUGCAUUCAACAACCUGCGCAGGGAAACUAACGAGUUGAGAGCAGCAUACAAAAGUCUUCUACUCGACACCGUCCCCAUUGAGAUUGAUCGAAUCCCCAGACGUGAAGUUCCUCGACUUCACCCAGCUCAUCCAGUAACUCGUGCUCUCAUGUUCAGAGAGCUGAUAGACAUUGAAGAGCAAUAUCGUCGUAUCCUAAAGAUGUUUGAUGCUGGGGGUCUCCGGAGCUACUUGAACCUUGCUUUGCGGCAUGCGUUGAAUCGAUUUUUGCGGCUCAUGCGCAACCUGCGUCGCAUGUUCCUUGAAUAUGACCAGAAUAUGCGACAACAAGAUGCGGGGGCGAAAAGGGCAACGCCGACAACACAAGGCAGUGAGACUGACAGUGAAUCAUUCCUUUCUGACGAAGAGCAAGAACGGGUCGACAAUUACAAUCCUCGGCAACGGCCACCGCUUCCGAGCAGAGAUGAUUAUGCCGCCAUGUUCCGGGACGAACUGAUGCGAGAAAUUACCAUACAGCGCCAAAUCCCGCUGGAGACAGUUCGUGCUAGCACCAGAGACCAGUUGAUAGACAAGCUCGUGGAAUUGGAUCGUCAAGGCAAUUUAGGCGCCGGAGCGCAAUAUGGGUACCGACGCCUGAACAAUGACGCUGCUGCUAGAGGUCGACCCAGAGGCUGGAAUCUAGAAGACGCCAUCAACGCUUACAACACACAACACCGUGACACGAGGGUUACCGAGAGAAGCAACAAGAGGCAAGCUAGGGUGAGGAAGAGGAGGCUUCAGGGCCUUUCGCUGACAAAGUACUGGACUGGCCACGCACCCACGGACCAGGAGCCUUUCAGUAAUAACGUGAGAGGCGUGUCUGACGAGGAGGAGUUUGAGAGCUCGGAGGACGAUUCCACUUCUACAGAGGAGCGGACGUAG
This is a messenger RNA of Exophiala spinifera, 4326 nucleotides long. RefSeq lists its product as uncharacterized. The transcript has a single exon. The record is from RefSeq and is a predicted model, not a curated record. The coding region runs from base 1 to 4326 and encodes 1441 amino acids. Lineage: Eukaryota; Fungi; Ascomycota; Eurotiomycetes; Chaetothyriales; Herpotrichiellaceae.